This is a messenger RNA of Emiliania huxleyi CCMP1516, 1038 nucleotides long. It is a transcript of the gene LAG1, whose product is annotated as putative longevity-assurance family protein. NCBI's taxonomy places the organism in Eukaryota, Haptophyta, Isochrysidales, Noelaerhabdaceae. The record is from RefSeq and is a predicted model, not a curated record. Gene Ontology annotation, biological process: ceramide biosynthetic process. The coding region runs from base 1 to 1038 and encodes 345 amino acids. Gene Ontology annotation, molecular function: sphingosine N-acyltransferase activity. Gene Ontology annotation, cellular component: membrane. The transcript has 3 exons.
AUGGCCAAGUCGGCGCCCUGCGUGAGCGCGCCCAGCGGGCUCAGGAUGUACGAGAACGCCAGCCUCGCCGACCUCGCCCUGCCCGCGGGCAUUGUCCUCGUCGCCGCCACGCUCGCGCGGAUGAUUGCAAUGCGGCUCGUGCUGGAGCCGCUUGCAGUGUGGGCGGUGGGGGAGGGGUCGAACAUGGAGUUUACACGCACCAAGUUUGUGCAGGCCGCGUGGCGCACCAUCCUUUACGCGACGGCGUGCACCCUCGCUGUCAAGGUGAUGUUUCUUACUGAGGAGCUGCCUUGGAUCUACGACUCGAGUCUCUUCUGGAUUGACUGGCCAAACCACGAGCUGACGGAGGGAAUGGCAUCGGUGUACGCGCUGUACGCGGGUUUCUACGUGCAUCAGCUGGUGUACCUCUUCCUCGACGUCAAGACCUCUGACUUUGUCGCCCUGCUUGUGCACCACAUCAUCACGCUCGGGCUCGUCGUGUCGUCCUUUGUGAUGAAGGGGCCGCGCGCCGAGAGCCCUUCCCUCACUUGCGCCGUGCCCCGCCUGCAGUUCACGCGCGUGGGCCUCUUUGUGAUGCUGCUGCACGACGUCUCGGACGUCUUCCUCGAGUCCGCAAAGUGUUUCAACUACAUGAAAGACGGCCCACGCCACUGGCUGCACAAGGGGGCAGACGUCUGCUUUGUCGUCUUUGCGAUUUCCUUCUUUUCGCUGCGGCUGUACAUCUAUCCUGUGCGCGUCCUGUGGCCGGUGGCCAGUCCAGACGGCGUCUGCCAGUAUGCCACUUGCGCCAGCACCGAGCUGGGAGGUGCGACAUGGGACCACUGCGCUGUGAAGCCGGCGUACGCGGCUUUCACGGGGCUGCUGGGCGGGCUGCAGCUUCUGCAGGUGUUCUGGGGAUGGAAGGUGCUCAUGGUGGUCUGGACCAUUCUAAGUGGCAAGGAGCUGGAGGAUCCGCGCGACGACGCGUCGGAGGAGGACUCCAAGCGUCGUUCGAGCCGCGAGUUGGACCCGUCGUCGAGGCGCUCGGAGGAGGAUUGA